AGAGCUCACUACCGAGCACGGUUGCUUCAAUUGCUGUUCGAAUAUAUAUUUUACUUUUAAAAUUAUUCUUCUUCAUUACUAAAAAAAUAACAAAAUGAAUUAUUUAUAUAUAUCCAGUAUUACAAUAUGGCUGUUUACAAUUAUUAUACAAUUAAAUGUGUCAUCGGUAACAUCAAAAUUAGUUUCAAAAUAUAAAGGUGAUCCAAGAGAAUGGCGUGAAUAUGGAGCGGAAGCCAAUUUCGCUCAAUUCAAUAGCUUGUAUGCAAUAAGUAUCAAUGAAGAAAAAUUGCGCAGUGAUAAAUAUUCUUCUGGCAAAUGUGAUUCACUUGACUCACAAGGUACAAAGAGUGCACGAAAUUUAAAUCACCCAAACCAAUGCGCUGGUUCACUUCGCCAUUGCUGGUUCCAAAGAGAAAGUGAACAACGAAAAAAAGCAGAAGCGGAUAUCCAGAACUCAUUUGUCACUCACUGUGCUUCGACUAUGUAUUCUCCUGUCUGCGACCUCGUGGAAGGAGAAAAUACACCUUAUUAUCGCAAUGUACGAGAUCAUACUGGUAACAUUUGCAAGUGCUUAUGUGAACGAGACGAUAUUUCAAAUCUUAAAAACAAGCGUGGUAAAUUACUUGAUUCCAUUUGCUUUGAUCCAGUUUCAGUUGAUGAUGGAUAUGUUGCAACUGGCGCGAGAUUUAAAAGACACGGUAAUGUAAUGUACCUUGAACUUCAACAAGGAAUAUUAUCACAAGGAAAAAUUGAUCCAACAACUCUCAAGUGGACAACUUCAAAUAAUUGUAACUUAAAAAAAAAAAUUAUUGGUAAUUUCCGAAGCGAUGGUAGUUACGAUGGUUUAGAAAUCACACUAGAGGAUCUUACUUUAACAGAGAAUGCAGUUGUCACAGGUGUUACGUUAGGUGCUUCAUUGCGCGGACGAUACGUCGAUGACAAUGGUAAUAUUGAUAAAGAUGAAUCCGAAAUUUUAAAAAAAAGUCAAUGCCAUGGAAGUGCCAUCGAUUUGGUACAUCGUGAUCGAGAUCUUCUGCCGUCCACAGCUUUAAUAGGAACUAAUUACGAACGCAGUGAACCUUGCGGUUGGAAGAUAAUUUUUGGUGGAACUAAAGAGAGUUCUGAUAAUAUACAACAUGUAGUUCCAUUUGUCGAUAUACAGGAGGUCGUCACCGAUCAAAAUUCACCUCAACCUAUUCACGGAAUCGGUUGGUAUUAUCGCGGUUAUCCUGGUUAUGGAGGAUAUCUGGCUCUCAAGAUUUUCACGAAAGAAUAAUAAUAUUUAUUUCAUCAGUAUCGAUGUUAAUCUAUUCAAUAUAAUUUAAUGUACUUAAAAUUAUGUAUAGAAUUG
Molecule: messenger RNA, 1351 nt
Organism: Microplitis mediator
Lineage: Eukaryota; Metazoa; Arthropoda; Insecta; Hymenoptera; Braconidae
Exons: 6
Coding region: 95-1276 (393 amino acids)
Source: RefSeq, a predicted model, not a curated record